Paraglomus brasilianum is the source of this 285-nucleotide messenger RNA. The record is from the annotation of a GenBank genome assembly. NCBI's taxonomy places the organism in Eukaryota, Fungi, Glomeromycota, Glomeromycetes, Paraglomerales, Paraglomeraceae.
AUGAAUACAUUUAAAAGGGAGACUGCGCCACGUAUGGCUUUUUCAAGGGCAGAGUUCCGCAAAGACACUCGAGGUCUUAUGAUGAGUUACCUGAUACAGUCUGACCCGUUCUCUGUCUGGGGAGCAAGGCCGCGAAUGGUGGCAUACAACCCGCUUUCUCUCCUCUCGACCGUUCUGGCUCGGGGUGAGGCUCCGCCAAGCUUUGUCUUGCCCGAUCUUGCUCUACCAGAGCUCUCUGAGAUAUCCGAAGGGAGUUGUGAAGGGGCCGCGACCUUUGCUCAAUAA